AUGUUGACACGCUUCAGCUUCAGCCUGCUUUCAAACACUUUUUACUUGGGAUGGCUGAAAUGUGCACAAGUGGUUCUGAAUCCAUUUGGUCUUGAUGAUGACGAUUUUGAGGCUUGCGCAUUAAUUGACAUGUACCAGCGGUCGCUGGCAGCAAUUUUGACCAGACCGGAGACGAUGCAACCAAUUGGACGACACGUUUAUCGUCGAUUGCCACAUACUGUAGGCAGCGCCCUGAUGGGAGGAGUUAGUGAAACUUCACUGGUUGGUUCCAUGGCUCAUAAAACUGUGUCACAGUUGGGACAGGAAGUCGUCCACAAACCGCACUAG
Cooperia oncophora is the source of this 327-nucleotide messenger RNA. Lineage: Eukaryota; Metazoa; Nematoda; Chromadorea; Rhabditida; Trichostrongylidae. The record is from the annotation of a GenBank genome assembly.